Messenger RNA from Dioszegia hungarica, 2244 nucleotides. Its product is annotated as Noc2p family-domain-containing protein. The record is from RefSeq and is a predicted model, not a curated record. Gene Ontology annotation, biological process: ribosomal large subunit biogenesis. The coding region runs from base 1 to 2244 and encodes 747 amino acids. The transcript has 7 exons. Gene Ontology annotation, cellular component: Noc1p-Noc2p complex; Noc2p-Noc3p complex; nucleolus. NCBI's taxonomy places the organism in Eukaryota, Fungi, Basidiomycota, Tremellomycetes, Tremellales, Bulleribasidiaceae.
AUGGUCAAGCCCUCGAAGCAGUUCAAGAAGUUCGCUGCGUCCGGCAAGCUCAAAGAGACGAUUCAAAAGCGUCGAUCGAUCCAACAAUCCAAGCGGAAAUUCGACGAAAAGCUUCAACAGCGAAGCAAGCAGCGCGGGAAGCCCGAGGACGAGGGUGUCGACGAUGAUGAGGAUGACGAGGGAGCCAACGCGCGGGAUAUGAAGAAGGCUGGGACGGGCGGAAGGGCGGGUGGUGUCGCUCGAACAGUAGACGAGCUGUUUACGGAUGGAGGGCUGGCGGGUCCGCCCGACGCCGAAGAUGGGGAUGAGGAGGAGGAUGACGAGGAGUUGAGCGAGGGGAGCGAUGAAUACGAGGACGAGGGGAGUGAGAUGGGCGAAGAGCUAGAGAGGGACGAAGAGGCGAUGAAGAAGGCGAUGAAGGAUCUGGAGAAGAAGGAUCCGGAGUUCUUCAAGUAUCUGGCGGAGAAUGAUAAGACGUUGUUGGACUUUGGGGAUGGCGGUGAAGGGGAGGAUGAGGAUGAGGAUGAGGAUGAGGAUGAGGAUAUGGAGAGCGGGGCUGAGGAAGAUGAGGAGAUGGAGAGUGGCGAUGAGGAGGAAGAAGAGGAGGAUAAGCCAAAGAAGGUGGUUGUGACGGGCAAGAUGUUGAGGCAGUGGCAGGAGGGUAUGCUCAGGCAACACUCGCUCAAGUCGCUUCGGAGUACACUGCUCGCUUUCCGUUCCGCCGCGCAUAUGAAUGAGGAAGAGUCCGAGGGAGCCGGCGGUACAAAAUACGCCAUCAACAGCCCGGCCGUCUUCAACAAGCUCGUCAUUACCGCUCUCAAGUUCACACCCGUCGUUCUGGCUCACCACAUCCCAUACAAGCCGCAACGAGAUGGCCGAAUCAAAGUGUCUCAACCCAAGAAACCCAACCCGAGACUGAAUCGCCUUGUCCUAUCCCACUUCACGACCCUCCUCCAUUUCAUCAAGACCCUCCCCUCUCGCCCCGCCCCAGGCACAGAGGAGGGCGAGGAGGCCGCUGCGGGCGGAUUGUUGCUGGUCGCUCUGAACGAGAGUAGUAAGCUCGUACCGUGGGUCCUGGGCGCAAGGAAGCAUGUCCGGGCGUACUUGAAGACUCUGCUGGAAUUGUGGUCCUCCGCUAGCGACAAUAUCCGGAUCGCGGCGUUCUUGGCUGUCCGUAAGCUGUUUGUCGGUGGUGACGAUGCGAUCCGGGAUAUCUGCCUGAAGAACACCUACCGCGCCCUCCUCGCUCCUCUCCGCAAUACCACCCCCCACUCCCUCCCCACGCUCAACCUCCUCAAAAACACCUCAUCCGAGCUUUUCCUGCUCAACCAGCCCAUCUCGUACCCGCACGCAUUCACCGCCAUCCGGAUGCUCGCCGUACACCUCCGCGACUGUAUUCGGGACGUCACCGCCGCCCCUUCCCAGCGGAACGCCAAUGGCGAUGCGCCGCCCAAGAAGGACGUGGGGCAAGAGGCGUUCCGGAAAGUCUACAACUGGCAGUUUGUGCAUACGAUCGACUUUUGGUGUCGGACCCUCGGGGCUGGAUGUAGUCGGGAAGCGGAGCUUGAGCGGGGUGGUGUGAAGAGCGAGUUGGAACCGCUCGUUUAUCCCUUGGUCCAGAUUGCUCUCGGUGUGAUUCGUCUUCUCCCUUCCCCCCGAUACUUCCCGCUCCGAUUCCAUAUCCUCCACUCCCUCCUCUCCCUCUCCUCCAAAACCGGCAUCUACAUCCCCCUCACACCGUACCUCCUCGAAAUCCUCGAUUCGGCCGACUUCCGCUCAUCCGGCAAAAAAUCCACCCUCAAACCGAUCGACCUCGAGUAUAUUAUCCGCGCACCCCAGGCAUACCCCCGCACCCGGAUAUACCAGGAGGUCAUCGGCGAGGAGCUCGUCUUUCUGCUGGCGUCCUUCCACGCGUUAUACUCGACGCACAUUGCGUUCCCGGAGAUCGCGCUUCCGGCGGUCUUGACGAUCAAGAAGCAUCUCAAGAAGGGGACGGCGGGGAGUGGGAAGACGGCCCAGCAGUUCAAGGUGCUGGUUGAUACAUUGGAAGAAGGGCGCAAGUGGGUGGAGAGCAGGAGAAGAGGGGUGGGGUUCGCGCCCCGCGAUAGGAGCGAAGUGGGGAAGUGGGAAGAAGGGCUAGGAGGGGUGGGGAAGACGCCGGUAGGUAUGUGGAGGGCGACGCUGGGUAAGGCGAGGGAGAGGAAGAGAGGGGAGGUGGAGAGGGCGUUGAGGGAGGAGAGGUGA